AGCACAGUAAGGAUGGUCCUAAAAGUAAAGGUUACUCAGGUAAAAGUAACUAGUUACCACACAGCUGAUCUCAUCAUAUUUCAUUUAAACCGGAAACAUUUCCGGAGCUUCAGUUUUCCAUCAUCACUUCCAUCAACAAUGAGUCAUUUUCAAUCCCUCAGUGAUGCGCAGCAACCAGCAGCAUCAUCACUGAUGUCAUCAGAAGGAGCAGCGCGGCGGUUCGGUCGUUUCAUGGCGGUCAGCUGGCGGCCGCUGAGCGGAGCGCGGCUCCUUUGUCCGGCCGUCGCUCGGCAGCUGGCGGCCGGAGAUGGAGACUGAGAUAGAGGCUCAGCGGAGAGAAGCGCUCGGGUUUCUGCUGCUUUUAUUAUUCAUGGGAGGAUCGAGAGGAUCUGACGAGCUUUUCCCCAGCGUUUCCAACGGCCCGUAUAUCAUGAGCACCACAGCCAAUGGCAACGACAGCAAGAAGUUCAAAGGUGACAUAAGAGGCCCCAGCCUGCCGUCGCGGGUCAUCCACAUCCGCAAGCUUCCCAGCGACAUCACAGAGGCCGAGGUCAUCAGCCUGGGCCUGCCGUUCGGCGACGUCACCAACCUGCUGAUGCUGAAAGCCAAGAACCAGGCCUUCUUGGAGAUGAACUCGGAAGAAGCGGCUCAGAACAUGGUGGGUUAUUACUCCACUAUGAUGCCCGUCAUCCGACACCAACCCGUCUACCUGCAGUUCUCCAACCACAAGGAGUUAAAAACGGACAACUCCCCCAACCAGGAGAGGGCCCAGGCCGCUCUGAGGGCCCUCAGCUCCUCCCAUGUGGACACGCUGAUGACGGCUCCCAGCACGGUGCUGCGGGUGGUGGUGGAGAACCUGCUCUACCCGGUCACCUUGGACGCCCUCUGCCAGAUCUUCUCAAAGUUCGGCACCGUGCUGCGGAUCAUCAUCUUCACCAAGAACAACCAGUUCCAGGCGCUGCUGCAGUUUUCAGACGGCUCAUCUGCCCAGGCAGCCAAACUGACUCUGGAUGGACAGAACAUCUACAACGGCUGCUGCACCCUGAGGAUCAGCUUCUCCAAACUCACCAGCCUCAACGUCAAAUACAACAACGAGAAGAGCCGGGACUUCACCCGGCCGGACCUGCCGUCCGGAGACAGCCAGCCCGGCCUGGAGCACCCGGCCAUGGCCGCCGCCUUCGCUCCAGGAAUCAUCUCCGCGGCGCCGUACGCCGGAGCGACGCACGGCUUUCCACCGGCGUUCGCGAUCCAGCCAGCAGUGUCCGCCGCCUACCCGGGCCUGACGAUGCCGGCUCUCCCCGGAGCGCUGGCCUCCCUGGCCCUCCCCGCCACCGCCAGGCUGGGCUUCCACUCCAUCCCCGCCGGACACUCGGUCCUGCUGGUCAGCAACCUGAACCCUGAGGUGUUUAUGGAGACGUGAUGAGAGUGAAGAUCCUGUUCAACAAGAAGGAAAACGCUCUGGUCCAGAUGUGUGACAGUACUCAGGCUCAGCUAGGUAACCGU
Molecule: messenger RNA, 1503 nt
Organism: Poecilia reticulata (guppy)
Lineage: Eukaryota; Metazoa; Chordata; Actinopteri; Cyprinodontiformes; Poeciliidae
Source: RefSeq, a predicted model, not a curated record